AUGGCCGCAGCUUAUAUUGAGCCACGAGUGUUUCGAAGAAAUGAUCCGGGGACACGACGAGAGGUUUCUAUUUUCCUCAUUUCGUAUUUCAGCUCGCAUGUAUUCAGGAUUGGGAUAAAUGGCCUUCUAUGGCUUUCGAUGAAAUGGAAUCAUCCUUGAACGUUCAACAAUACAUUCAACAGAAAAUAAAAGAGGACCCAGUUAAUAUUGACGGUAUUCUGACGUCGCCGUCAGAUCAAGACGAAGGCGUGUGGAAAUACGAACACUUGCGGCAGUUUUGCAUUGAGCUGAAUGGCCUCGCUCUUCUACUACAAGUUUUUUUUAAAUUUUUUACUGUCAGGGUGUAAGUUUUUUUUUUAGGAAGAAUGCGUACCUGAAACGUGUGCACAAAUGACAGCCACUGAACAAUGGAUUUUCCUGUGUGCAGCUCACAAAAAUCCGAAAGAGGUUUUAUUCUCAAAAAGCUCUUUUUUAUUUCAUUUCCAAUUGAUAGUGCCCCGCGAUCGAUUACACUCGACAUACGUUGGAUGGUGCCGCGACAUUGCUCAACAGCAACAAAUAUUUCCCCAGCAGAAUUAACAUUAAAGUUUCUAUUUAUUUUUUAUCCCUUUUUUAAAAUAUGAAUUUCAGGAGUCGUCUAUUUCCAAAUUAGGCUCCGUGGCUCGUCGUGUCUAUCGAAUCUUUUCUCACGCUUAUUAUCACCAUAAGAAAUUAUUCGACGAUUUUGAAGCCCAAACUCAUUUGUGCAAAAGGUUAGUUCUCAUAAAUCAUGUCAAAUACUCCCAUUAAUCUUUAGAUUCACCGCCUACGUCUCCAAGUACAACUUGAUGGCCCCAGAGCAUCUGAUCGUCCCAAUUGGUCAACAGCAACAAGCAUAA
Molecule: messenger RNA, 878 nt
Organism: Caenorhabditis auriculariae
Lineage: Eukaryota; Metazoa; Nematoda; Chromadorea; Rhabditida; Rhabditidae
Source: the annotation of a GenBank genome assembly